Molecule: messenger RNA, 593 nt
Organism: Funneliformis caledonium
Lineage: Eukaryota; Fungi; Glomeromycota; Glomeromycetes; Glomerales; Glomeraceae
Source: the annotation of a GenBank genome assembly
ACCUCUAUAUUGAAAUUGCUGGUGUUAUAUAUUCUGAACAAGCUUCAUUUGACCCUCUCUCUCCAACUUAUUAUAAAAAUCUUAAAUUUAUUUUAAAAAAUGGUAAUAUUUCCCGACAAGCUGCUUUUCUCUACAUUCAAGAAAUUGAUUUUAAUGUCCAUUUCAGCUACUUGAAACAAAUCGCUAAUAAGCUUGUAUAUAUUGUUAAAGUUUCUAAUAAAUAUGAAUUAUUGUCAGAAUAUUUUUGGGGAUGGAUGAUGGUGAUUAUGGAAUAUCUUAAUGGCUAUCUCAGACUCUGUGAUUUAGACAGUCAGAUGAAAAAAAAGGUGGAGAUGUCUGUAAUGGAGACUGUGCAGAUUAUGUAUUCUGAAAAUUAUGUUCAUGAUGAUUUGAGAAGUAUUAAUAUAAUGAUAUCUGAGGGAGAUGUGAAAUUCAUAGACUUUGACUGGAGUGGAAAGGAAGAAAUGAUUAGAUAUCCUUAUUUUAUAAACUGUAUUAGUAUAAAAGUGUGGUAUAGUGAAAUGUAUGCUGGAGCUUUAAUAAGAAAGACACACAACUUGCACUUAUUAGAUCAUAUUUUUAAAGAUGAAUAA